Cuscuta campestris is the source of this 2426-nucleotide messenger RNA. The record is from the annotation of a GenBank genome assembly. NCBI's taxonomy places the organism in Eukaryota, Viridiplantae, Streptophyta, Magnoliopsida, Solanales, Convolvulaceae.
AGCCUUCAAAAUUGUAUGAACACUCGUUCUCGCGGUGAGAACAUUCUUCCGGGAACCAAAAACCCCGAACUUUUGCUCCGACGUCGCACCGUUAAAAUCCCCCGUCAACUGGAGUUCAACGACGAAGAGCAAAGAGAAGAAGAAGAAGAGGAAGCAAGUCACGAAGAAGAGAGAUGUUUGAACGAUUCUCCAAAAUUGUCAAUGAUCUCCAUGCUCUCAAGAAGACGUACACGGACAAGGAGCUUGUGAGAAAAAUACUGCGAAGUCUCACACCGGAGUGGCGCUCCAAAGCCGAUGCCAUCCAAGAGUCCAUUGGUAUCACCAACGUCACCAUUGACGGGCUUAGAGGUAACCUCAAAACCUAUGAGUCUACCAUUUUAUUCCCCUCUUUAGGUGAACAAAAGAAGAAGGGGAUUGCACUCAAGGCUUCCUCAAGCCAAGAACCCGCCAUGGAGGAAUCAAGCGAUGAAGACAACGAGUUUGGGCUCGUUAUCAAAAAAUUCCACAAGUUCAUGCGCAAGGAGUAUGAACGAAAGGGUAAAAAGCAUGGAGGACCACCCAAGUGCUAUGGGUGUGGAGAAGUUGGGCAUAUCAAGCCAAAAUGCCCAAAUGCCAAAAACGAGAAGGAGAAGAAACCGUUCAAGAAGCACCGAGCUUACAUCUCGUGGGGAGGUGAUUCCGGAGACGAAUCAUCGGAAGGCGAAGAAAAUGAAAGUGCCAACCUUUGCCUCAUGGCACACGAGGAACCACCGGAAGAGGUAUGUACCACUUCUAAAGAUUCCCAUACUUUAGAUGAUGUACAAGAAGCUUUUAAUGAACUCUAUGAUGAAUAUGUCAAUGCUUCUAAAAUUAACAAGGAUUUAAAGAAACAACUUACUUCCAUGGAGAAGGAGGUUGAUAAAUUAUCAAAAGAUAAUGAAAAACUUAAAGNAUGGCACACGAGGAACCACCGGAAGAGCCCGCUGAAAUUUGGAGCAGAAACUGAAGGAGCCAGAGGUCAAAGAAAAAGAUCCCGCACCGGCAAGAACGUGGCUUCUUCCUCGGCUCCUCCACCACCGGCGCACAAGUAUCUCGACGGGUCAUUCCUUUGGUUCAACGACCGCGAAGAGGCGACGCGGUUCUCGGAGAAGUUUGAGCACCGGGAGAUUCUUCCUCCCCGGUUCUCCACGGGCCGCUUCAUUCACGGCUCCAUUCCACGCCAGGCACGGGUCAUCCUCCAAGAAGGACACUUCCUCGACCUCCUCUACAUCAAGAAGAACGACUACCACCCUUUUCUUGUUCGAGCUUUAUAUUCGAACUUGAAAAAGGAUGAGGACGGAGCGUUGAUUUCUAACGUCAACGAGGUGGACAUCUAUUUGAAUGAGGAAAACAUUCAAAUCCUCACCGGGCUUCGUCGGGACGGACAGGAUCUCGGGCUCUACGUCGGAGAAGAAGGAGCGCGGUUCAACGAGACCGCCCUCUUGGAGGAAGUGGGCAUCCGAAACUUCGUCCCCACUCCCCAACAGCGGCGCCCUACGAUUACUUCCAUGAGUCCUGUGUUUCGAUUCAUUUUUUAUGUUUUGACACGGAUUCUCAAGCCUAGGAAGUUCAAUCACACCACUCUCUCCCAGGAGGACACGAAGACAAUUCAUGCGAUGAUUCAUAACGCCAAUAUCAAUUGGUGUAAAUUUGUGAUGACCCACAUGUUCAACGCCACCUCCGAUAACCGGCCGCUCCCCUAUGCUCUUCUUGUCAUGGCGAUCCUUGAUGAGUUCCACAUCAAGACGGACGUUGGGCCAAAAUGCAAAGGAACGAAGCAUUGGGAGAUUGACGAGUCUUCCUUCCACCCGGGAACCGAUGAAGCUACGUUCCCGCAGCCUCGUCCUCGCCGCCAACCGAGAGCCACUGCCUCGACUGCCGCCGCUUUGACCAAUCCUUCUCUCGCCGAGCAAAUGGCAGCUUUGACCACCACCCUUUCUCGGAUAGACACCAACGUCUCCAAAACGGCACAUAACGUCAAUAUUCUGAGCCGUGAGCUUCACGGGUAUUUUGACUUUGUCAACUACCCCUACGCUCAAAUGGUCCCUUAUGUUCCUCCGCCAAACCUAGGUGGUGAACCAAGUGGGACUAACGACGUUGGAAGAGAAGAAGGGGUGAACGUUGAAGAAGAAGAAGAAGAGGAAGACGAAGAAGCUGAAGAUGAAGAAGAAGAAGAAGAAGAUGAUGAUGAUGAUGGUAGUGGUGAUGAAGAGGAAGACGAAGACAUUGACGAAGAACAGCUUCUCAAUGAUCUUUCACCGGACUUCUAAGAGCUCUAGCUCUAUUCCCUUCUCUUCUUUAUUCUUUUUAUGCUUUUUAAAUUUGCUUCCAUUAUGUACUCCGCUAUAUUCCCUUAAUUAAUUAAUAAAAAUCUUUAUGGUUUUUGUUAUUAAAUCUUUUUGUUAAUG